ACCUUGUGUUAUUAAAUCACCUGUAGAGAAUGUGUGAAAAUACUUAAACCAUAAAAACCUGAUCGUGCUUCCUGUCGUUAGUAUUGUUCGGGAGUCAUGAGCAAGUAUAUUCUUCCCGUUUCUGUUUUUGGAACAGUUUUUGGUUGCGCUGUUUUAUUGAAGAACCAUGUGACUGGAGGUCGGUGUAAAAGUAAGGCCACCAUUAAUGGGAAGACUGUGGUUAUAACAGGAGCCAACACUGGCAUUGGCAAAGAGACUGCCCGGGAAAUGGCCAGGAGAGGAGGUCGUAUUAUUAUGGGAUGUCGAGACAUGGAGAAGUGUGAGGAGGCUGCAAAGGAAAUUCGAGGGAAGACACUGAACCCCCAUGUUUAUGCAUGUCACCUUGACUUGGCUUCCAUGAAAUCCAUCCGCCAGUUUGCAGAACGCAUUAAAAAAGAGGAGCAACGUGUUGAUAUACUGAUAAACAAUGCCGGGGUCAUGAGGUGUCCUGCAUGGAAGACAGAAGAUGGUUUUGACAUGCAGUUUGGAGUUAACCAUCUGGGCCACUUCUUGUUGACAAAUCUCCUGCUGGAUAAGUUGAAAGAGUCCGCCCCCAGCAGAGUGAUCAACCUGGCCUCACUCGCCCACAUUGUUGGAAAGAUUGACUUCGAAGACUUGAACUGGGAGAAAAAGAAGUUUGAUACCAAGCAGGCGUACUGUCAGAGCAAGCUUGCCAAUGUUCUGUUCACCAGAGAACUCGCCAAGCGAUUACAAGGCACAGGAGUCACAGUGAAUGCUGUACACCCAGGCGUUGUUGCCACGGAGCUUGGGAGGCACACGGGCCUGCACCAAUCACAGUUCUCCAGCUCUGUGCUCAGUCCUUUUUUCACUCUGCUGGUAAAGAGCCCAGAGCUGGGGGCCCAGCCCAGUAUCUACUUGGCCGUGUCCGAGGAGGUGGAGGGGGUAACGGGACAGUACUAUGAUGUGAUGACAGAAAAGGAACCAGCGCCCCAGGCCCUGGAUGAGGAGGCGGCUUGCAGGUUGUGGGAGGUCAGCAGCAGGCUGGUGGGUUUAGAGGAAGAAGAGCAAGCCAGCAAGUUAAACCCACCAGGAGACGAUCAGAGCAACACUGCAGAGUCACAUGAACAAAGCCCAGAGCAAGAGCACAGCGCUGCACAACUAUAGGUCGGCUGCUGCCUCUGAGCCAGCGGGGCAUAAUGGACCUUUAUGGCUCGAGCUGAAUUAGACUCAUAACAUAAUUAACCAACGGAGUGUGGUUCUGUCUUUUGUAUGGAAUCUUGUGUUCCUGCAGCAGGGGAUUUUCUUUAAAAUGUGAAUAACAAAUGCAUUGUUUAACGGAUUCUGUGUUUUUUUUAAGUUAUGUGUACAGAGGAAUGAUGAUACAGAGGAAGAUAGAGAUGCUCAAGAUAGAUGUUUAUUCAAACAUGUAGGAAAAUAAUGGAAGCAGCCUGCAAAAACCUCCUAAAAUCAAACAGUAAAUGAACAAAAGUACCAAUAAAAAUAUACUUUUUCAU
Messenger RNA from Sphaeramia orbicularis (orbiculate cardinalfish), 1514 nucleotides. RefSeq names its product retinol dehydrogenase 13. NCBI's taxonomy places the organism in Eukaryota, Metazoa, Chordata, Actinopteri, Kurtiformes, Apogonidae. The transcript has 7 exons. The coding region runs from base 97 to 1164 and encodes 355 amino acids. The record is from RefSeq and is a predicted model, not a curated record.